GAAGGCCAGCGCCGGGGGCAUGGAAGGCCACCACAGGAGCCCCCACCAGAAGGCGGAAAAUAAACAUGAGGAGAAGGUCCAGGAUCACAACAGAGGGGAGGACAAGACCAAGGCAGAGAUGGGAAGCAAAACCUGGGCAGACCUGUCUGGGGAGAUGAAGAUGUUCCUGUGGAACCCAGAGGAGAGAACGUGCCUGGGGAGAACGGCCAAGAGCUGGGGCUUGAUCUUACUGUUUUACUUCAUUUUCUACAUGUGCCUGGCGGGAAUGUUUGCCUUCUGCAUGUACGUGAUGCUGCUGACACUGAGCCCCUACACACCCAGGUACCGGGACCGCGUGUCCCCACCAGGAGUAAUGAUCAGACCAUACUUGAACGGCUUCACCAUUGCCUUCAACGUGUCUCAGCGCAGCACGUGGCAGCCCUACGUGGACAGCAUGAACCACUUCCUAGCAGCUUAUGAUGACAAAGUUCAAGAGGAGAAGAACAUCGAGUGCAUCUCAGGACAGUACUUCAUCCAAGGGGGCAAUGAAAGCGAGGAGAAGAAGGCCUGCCAGUUCAAGCGCUCACUGCUGCAGAACUGCUCUGGCAUUGAGGACCCAACAUUCGGCUUCUCUAAGGGCCAGCCCUGCAUCCUGCUGAAGAUGAACCGGAUCAUAGGCUACCGCCCUGGUGCUGGGGUCCCUGUGAGUGUAGACUGCAAAGUGCAGAAAGGCAAUGAGAGCGAUCUCAGAGCUGUGGACUUCUACCCUGGAAACGGGACAUUUGAUCUCAUGUAUUAUCCGUACUAUGGCAAGCACACUCAUGUCAACUACACGUCCCCACUGGUGGCUAUGCACUUUACAGAUGUGAAGAGGAAUCAUUUGGUUCCCAUUCAGUGCAGUCUGAAUGGGAAGGGUAUUAUCAACGACGUGAACAGCGACCGCUUCCUGGGCCGCAUCAUCUUCACGCUCAGCAUUGGGAAGUAGCCGCCACAAACACCAAGCACUUAGCUUCAGUCAGUCAGAGGCUUUUUCCUUUUUCAAGCAUAAAGCCAGCAUUAUUUUUUUCUGCUAGGGAAAACAGGCCCAUGGAGAUUUUCCUUAAUUUAUUUUUGUUCCUAGGUAGGGAACAGAUGAGAGGUGAUGGAGCGUGGAACCGCCGUUUUCAUCAUCUGAUGUAAAUCGUUACGAAUGACUAAUAAAAAUUAAAGCUAUUCCUGGACAGACAACCUGCAAAAGCAUUUCAGUCCUGAUACCCCUCUGGUGCCUGAACACUGUUUUUAUAAGAUCUUUUACCAGUGACUCCUGUGGAAUGGGUGUUUCCCGGCUUUACAUUUUAACGUUUACCAUAGCUUUGUGUGCAUUUCUCAGGCAAAAGCUAACAAGAGGGUAGUUUAUUAGCACUAUUCUUGUUACAGUAAGAAUCAACAAACAUUCUGGCUUAGGCCUGCAGUGACAUGGUUUCAAAAAAUGUCAGAUCCCAAAAUGCUUCCCAGGAGCUUCAGCACCAGGAGCAUCUUGACUGCGGCAUUUUAACAGAGCUUGUUUAGCGUGUCCAAGGUGUUGGAGCAAAGGACAUGUAGAAAAUCAUUUGCCCUUGAACCUUCACAACUGUUCCUUUAUAAAGUGGGAAAAUCAAUGCAUUUCUCCCUCCUCCUCACUCCAGUACUUCUCUUUGUCCCAGGAACCCUCAAGUCUAUUAGUCAGGAACAAGUGAAAGGAGCAUUUCUCUCCCUGUCACGGCUCACAGGUUGAUGGCUCCUCCUUCCCCUAUUCAGGUGCAGGAGUGCCAGUGAAACAUGAUAGACCUCCCAAAUAUUUCAGGCCUGUUCUACCCUGUUCCAGAGAGGUCACAGCUCUAAUCCUGCGCAAAACCACAGGGAAAUGCUUAGUUGUUUCAUCAUUAAGGGGUCAAUGCUGGUAUCAGGGACACCAUCAUUUUAUCCUCCUCAAAGAGCCACGAAGCACACUCAUCCUUGUCAGAGCAGAGACCAACAGAGCAGGCACUGCUACUGCCCUCCCCAGCCCAUCAGCACACAGACUAGGUGUGCUGAUAGCCACAGUCUGCAUGGUAGGAGCUCUGAGAACACAGCAGGACAGGACACCUUAGGAUAAUGUACUAGUUGGAAAGCACACUUACUAAAAUUACUGACUACUGAACAAGACCAUCAUGGUGUGUUUGUCCUACAUCCUAAUCCAGGUACUUCAUCUGACAUCAU
This is a messenger RNA of Colius striatus (speckled mousebird), 2196 nucleotides long. It is a transcript of the gene ATP1B4, whose product is annotated as ATPase Na+/K+ transporting family member beta 4. Bases 20 to 964 code for a protein of 314 amino acids. The transcript has 8 exons. The record is from RefSeq and is a predicted model, not a curated record. Lineage: Eukaryota; Metazoa; Chordata; Aves; Coliiformes; Coliidae. Gene Ontology annotation, cellular component: sodium:potassium-exchanging ATPase complex; nuclear inner membrane. Gene Ontology annotation, biological process: regulation of DNA-templated transcription; potassium ion transport; sodium ion transport.